AUGGCCUUAAAGCUCUACAAUAAUGCCUGGCAUCAUCAGCGGAAACAUCAAGCGAAAUACACGAAUGUGGAGAGACAGAGAAUCGACUUGCGGAGAAGACAACACUUGCCUGUUGAUGCCGAAGACGAAGAGCCAUAUGAUGUACCAGAGUAUCACGGAUUAGAGAUAGUUGCAUAG
This is a messenger RNA of Cadophora gregata, 177 nucleotides long. RefSeq lists its product as uncharacterized. The coding region runs from base 1 to 177 and encodes 58 amino acids. The transcript has a single exon. The record is from RefSeq and is a predicted model, not a curated record. Lineage: Eukaryota; Fungi; Ascomycota; Leotiomycetes; Helotiales; Ploettnerulaceae.